AUGUUCGAUUAUAUUGCACCCGAUUUGGAAGAACGUGAUAGUAUCAAUAUUCCGGGUGUUGAGGCCAAAAAUUUUGAAAUCAAACCGGCGAUAAUACAAAUGGUUGCAUCGGAUCAAUUUGGAGGAUCACCCAUGGAAGAUCCAAAUGCUCAUAUCACUAAAUUCCUCCGAAUUUGUAGCACUUUUAAGAUGAACGGAGUUCCUACUGAAGCAAUCAAACUCCGACUCUUUCCAUUUUCAGUGAGGGAUAAAGCUCACGGAUGGCUCAUUUCCUUUCCGGCUAAUUAUUUUAACAGUUGGGAUCAACUUUGCCGAGAAUUCUUGAAGAAGUUCUAUCCAAUCUCAAAGACUCAAAGGAUGAGAAGAGCAAUCCAAAACUUCAAGCAAUUGCCGAAUGAGUCCUUAGCCGAGUCUUGGGAAAGAUUUAAAGAUUUAAGAAGACAAUGUCCACACCAUGGUAUACAAAGUUGGGAUCUAAUGAUGGCUUUCUAUGAGGGAUUAUUUGACACUUCAAGAACUUUGGUUGAUGCAUCCUCGGGAAGUUCAUUCACGGUUUUGGAACCCAUUCAAGCGGAGGAAUUGUUAGAGAAAAUUGCAAUGAACGGUUCUACUUGGUACUCCGAUAGAUCUUCACAAAGAUUGGGAGGAGGUAUUCAUGAAGUGGAGCAAAUAUCCGCUUUAUCGGCUAAAGUGGAUAAUGUUGCAACAAUGGUGCAAAAGCUAGCUCAAAUCACUCUUCAAAAUCAAAACGUGAGCUACGUUUCUACUCCUUCUACUCCCACGAGACAAGUGUUGAUUUGUGAUCUUUGCGGUGGAGGGCACAACUUGGGUGAAUGCCUUAAUGAAGACACCAAUUCUCAACCUUCCGUGGAACAUAUUGAUUUGGUGGGAUACAAUAGGCCACAACAAUCUUUUCAACCUCAAGGAGCCUAUAAUCCUAAUACCUCAAGGAAUCAUCCCAGUUUUUCUUGGAGCAACCCAAUGGGGGCGGCAAAUCCCCAACAUUUUGGUAAUAGAGGAUCUCCACUGGGAUUUCAAGGGAAAUCAAAUUAUAGAGGAGCCCCACCACAACAAUUUAGGCCAACUCAAGGAUUUCAACCCCAUGCUCCGACUAUUCAACCAAGGCCACCACUACCUACUUUGGAAGCUCCACCUCCACCGAAUUGGGAAGCUAUGAUGGAAAUGAUGGUGAAAUCUCAAUUGCAAAGUGAUGAAAGAUUUAGACAAGUGACGGAGAGGUUGGACCAAUUGAGUGCUCAUAACAAGAUGCUAGAGAACCAAAUAGCAAAUCAAGCCUCAACUCCUAGCACCAAAGUCACCGGGAAGUUGCCCGCUUGUCCCGAGAAUCCAAGAGAGCAUGUCAAUGCCAUUGUAACAAGAAGUGGCAAGAAACUUGAAGAACCAACUUUUCCGGUUGACAAACCAAAGCCUAGUAAAAUCAUUGAUGUUGAGAUUGAAGAGAAACUUUAG
Molecule: messenger RNA, 1470 nt
Organism: Ipomoea triloba (trilobed morning glory)
Lineage: Eukaryota; Viridiplantae; Streptophyta; Magnoliopsida; Solanales; Convolvulaceae
Exons: 1
Coding region: 1-1470 (489 amino acids)
Source: RefSeq, a predicted model, not a curated record